Messenger RNA from Anoplopoma fimbria (sablefish), 1806 nucleotides. RefSeq names its product thymine DNA glycosylase, tandem duplicate 2 (gene tdg.2). Bases 1 to 1317 code for a protein of 438 amino acids. Gene Ontology annotation, biological process: base-excision repair, AP site formation. NCBI's taxonomy places the organism in Eukaryota, Metazoa, Chordata, Actinopteri, Perciformes, Anoplopomatidae. Gene Ontology annotation, molecular function: mismatch base pair DNA N-glycosylase activity. Gene Ontology annotation, cellular component: nucleus. The record is from RefSeq and is a predicted model, not a curated record. The transcript is spliced from 10 exons.
AUGUUAAUGUAUUCAAAUAAGUCAACAGUUAAGAUGGAAGAAAACCAGUAUACAUCAUUGACGGUACCCACGGAUUAUUUCCAGCAGUGGUACCAGUCCAGCCAGCAGCACCCCGAGGCGCAGCAUGUUAUGUCGUAUCACAACAUGGGCCACUACGCAGAGGGGCCCAGUGAUGACCUCGUCAUGGCCGAGCUGUCCGUCCACCGGGAUCCACCUGUCUACCAGGAACCUUUUUACCAGAACUAUAACCCCCCGCCCCAAAAUCAAUACCAUGAGCUGACCUACCAGCCUCACCUCAGGGAGCAGCAGCAGCAGCAGCAGCAGCAGCAGCAGCAGCAGCAGGCGCAGCAUCCUGCACACCUGCACCACCCUCAGCACCAACAUACAAUACAGCAGCUGGAGCCGAGUGUUCAGCACCAACCUCAGCCUGCCGCUCCCUCUCAAGUUGUGACGCCGGUGAAGAAGAAGAGAGGCCGGCCGCCGAAGCAGCAGACGGAGAACGGCAAGACGCCGGAGGAGGAGAGCGAGAUCGAGGCCGCCAAAAAAGCCAAGAGGGCUCUCAACCGCUUCAACGGCAUGUCGGUGGACGAGGUUAUGGCCAAAACGCUGCCUGACGUCAUUACCUACAAUCUGGACAUUCUGAUAAUUGGAAUUAACCCAGGACUGUUGUCAGCCUUCAAAGGACGCCAUUAUCCAAACCCAGGGAACCAUUUCUGGAAAUGUCUGUUUCUUUCUGGUCUAACUGACGAGCAGCUCAACUACAUGCAUGACCAGAGCCUGCCGGAGCAAUACAGCAUCGGCUUCACCAACAUGGUAGAGAGGACCACGCCCGGCAGCAAGGACCUCUCCAGUAAGGAGAUUCGAGAAGGAGGUCGACAGUUACUUGACAAGCUGCAGAAAUACAGACCAUUAAUAGCAGCGUUUAAUGGAAAAGGUAUUUAUGAAAUCUUCUGCAAAGAAACCUUUGGUGUGAAGGCAAAGAAUCUCGACUUUGGUCUGCAGCCGUACAAAAUCCCAGAAACUGAAACGGUCUGCUACCUGAUGCCAUCAUCAAGCCCCCGCUGCGCCCAGUUUCCCCGUGCACAGGAUAAAGUACAUUUCUACAUAAAGCUGAAGGAACUGCGGGACGAGAUGAAAGGCCUGGUACCCAAGAUCGAGGUGGAAGAGACUGAGUACUCGUUCGAUCUACAGCUAGCAAAAGAGGAUGCGAAGAGGAUGGCAAUCAAAGAGGAGCAGGUGGAUCCAGAGUAUGAAAGCUGUAGUGGGCUGCAUGGUGAAGCGCGGCAAAGCAGCAACUCCACCAACUCCACCAACUAAAAGAGACCGAGGAGAGGAGGAAAAAAACAGGCCUUAAUACAGGCCUGUCUGCCGUAGCACACAGAAAUGGACAUUGUAGGCCAGUCAGCGGACAACAUGACGCGGGACCACUGCAGCUGGAGAGGUUCGCUGAUUCAGACACCAGAUAGCAGCUGUACUAGUAGCAUGAUGCAUCACUGAGGGUGAAAAAAACCUUCUGAUGACACCACGAGAAAAAGAGAAGUCAUACCGUUUCCUGAGGCCUCGCAGUGUGACGCACAAGAGAGAAAGUGCCCCUCAACAGUUACAUUUUCUAUCUCUCAAACAGACUGCAUGUUUUAUGUGUUAUUUUUUAUCACUAUUUAUUGCAUUUUGUAUGGUACACGUGUCCAGUGACUUAUUUUUGUAUUUUUAAAAGAACGACAUUGUAUGAUUUAUCAGCUGUAUAAAUAGGUAAUUGUACUCGAAGUUUCUAAUCUGUAAUUACAGAGUUAUUAAAUCUCUUCUAAA